UUAAAACAGGUUUGGUUGAGAGGUCCCGGUCCUGAGCUCACCGCAGCGCAGUACAAGCAAAAGCAGCGGCAUAAGAGGCAGAGCCAGCAAGCAAUUCUUGGGAAGAUGGAGCCUAGAGAUACGGAGUUCAACCUACUGCUAGCUACAGACUCCUAUAAGGUGACACACUAUAAGCAGUAUCCUCCCAAUACAAGUAAGGUAUAUUCAUACUUUGAAUGUCGUGAAAAGAAGACUGAAGACCUGAAAGCUAGAAAAGUUAAAUAUGAGGAAACUGUAUUUUAUGGCUUGCAGUAUAUUCUGCAUAAAUACUUAAAAGGUAAAGUUGUGACAUCUGACAAAAUACAGGAAGCAAAGGAAGUCUACAGAGAACAUUUCCAAGAUGAUGUUUUUAAUGAGAAGGGAUGGAACUACAUUUUAGAGAAAUAUGAUGGCCAUCUUCCCAUUGAAAUUAAAGCUGUCCCUGAAGGUAGUGUUAUUCCACGAGGCAAUGUACUCUUCACGGUUGAGAGCACUGACCCUGAGUGCUACUGGUUAACCAAUUGGGUUGAGACAAUACUUGUUCAGAUCUGGUACCCAAUUACAGUUGCUACUAAUUCUAGAGAACAGAAGAAAAUACUGGCAAAGUAUCUAAUGAAAACCUCUGGAAAUUUAAAUGGCCUUGAGUAUAAACUACAUGAUUUUGGAUACAGAGGAGUCUCAUCCCAAGAGACAGCAGGGAUUGGUGCAUCUGCUCAUUUGGUGAAUUUUAAAGGAACGGAUACUGUUGCUGGAAUUGGUGUAGUAAAGAAAUACUAUGGAACAAAGGACCCAGUGCCUGGAUUUUCUGUUCCAGCAGCAGAACACAGCACUAUAACUGCAUGGGGAAAGGAUCACGAAAAAGAUGCUUUUGAACACAUUGUGAAGCAGUUCUCUUCAGUACCAGUGUCAAUAGUCAGUGACAGUUAUGACAUUUACAAUGCAUGUGAAAAGAUUUGGGGUGAAGACUUGAGGAGUUUGAUUGUAAGCCGAAGUGCAGAUGCUCCUCUGGUUAUCAGACCUGACUCAGGAAACCCACUGGACACUGUGUUGAAGGUCCUGGAGAUCCUUGGAAGAAGGUUUCCACCAACCGAAAACAGUAAGGGGUAUAAGGUGUUACCCCCAUAUAUCAGAGUAAUCCAGGGAGAUGGUGUGGACAUUAAUACUUUGCAAGAGAUUGUUGAAGGCAUGCACAAACACAGCUGGAGUAUUGAGAACAUUGCCUUUGGAUCAGGAGGAGCUUUGUUACAGAAGUUAACUAGAGACCUUCUAAACUGCUCAUUCAAAUGCAGUUAUGUGGUCACCAAUGGCCGAGGGGUUAAUGUAUUUAAAGACCCGGUUGCAGAUCCAAACAAAAGAUCAAAAAAAGGACGUCUUUCAUUGCACAGAACACAAAAUGGAGACUUUGUUACUCUUGAAGAGGGUAAAGGAGAUCUAGAGGAAUAUGGAGAGGAUCUGCUUCAUACAGUGUUUAAGAAUGGAAAAAUUCUUAAGACAUAUACAUUUGACGAAGUGAGAGAAAAUGCCAAAUUAAAAGAAACUGAAAUUGAAGAGCUGCAGCAGUGAAUCACAUUCCAAAUCUGUGUGUGUUUGUAUGUGUGUGCCUGUGUGAAUGUGUGGGGAGUGGAAGAAAUAGUCCUCGGAAAAUAGUGUUUGCCUACUCUGCCCUUUUCAGUUAAAAGCACAGUGCUUGGGAGUGUUUAAUAAUGAAUACUGUAAGAAAAUUAUUAUUAAACAGUUGAAAAUCAGUGGUAUAAUACCAGUACCAGAGAGCUUUAUACAAUGAGAACAUAGUACAACUGACUGUGUACAGAUUUAUUUUGUUUUUAAAUUUUAGAAACUACUGAACUUUUAUUGUACAGUUGUAGAUGAAUUGAAAAAGAGCAAGACCAUAUUGCCAUAAGUUGAACUGAUGCAGUCUGUAUUGUAUAUAGAUCCAAAGGAAUUUCUGGCAAUAUGCGUAAAAAGAUACAUUUUCAUUUAUGCAACUUUUUAAAAAGUCCAAACUUUGUUCCUCAGUAGACGAUACAACUACUGUUACAGUAAAUGUUGGAGAAUGUUAAAGUAGUUUAUGCUGCACUAAAUACAUUACCCUAAAAUUAAUGCCUCCAAUUUUUUUUUGUAUAGAAGUGUCAUUUAUUUUCCAUCUGAUGUAUUUGUAAAGCUUCAAGAGCAUAAAGGUGAAAGGGAUAUUUAAAUGUAACUAAUAAUCCACUCAAUAUUUAUGCCACUGGUCAAAAGUUUUAGAUCACCUCAGUUUUUCUUCAAAUGUAAUUGGUUGAAAUGCAGUGAAUUACCUAAAAUUGUGAAAAGGUAAGCAGUAAACUGCCAGAGUUUUAAAUUUUAAUUUUAGGAUAGCAAAAAAUAAACAAAAAAAAAUUCAGAAUAUUACAAAUGGGCCUUCUGCAGGGAGCAACUAAUGGGUUACAACCUACAGGUGUUCUGCUGGAAUUUAAUGUAAUUUAAGCCUUGCAAUUUGAAGCAAACAAUUUGCACAGGUGUCCCAACUUCUGUUGAUUACUUAAAAACCCUCUGCCUGUCUGAAAGCAGAGUUAGAACAGAUUGUGUUACUAAACCCUCUAAAGUACUACUUGGACAAUAUUCCAGUAAUAAUAGCAAGAAAACGGCAAUUAACAAAUUAAAUGAUACUGAGCAUUAUUACCCUUAGAAGAGUAGGCCUUUCAUUUAGAGAUAUCGUUUUAAAAAAAAACACACAAAAAUCAAAGUGUCAGUAAGUAUGGUGUCCUACUCAAUCCAAGUGCAAUCAGAAACUGAAAGAAACUCUGACAGGAAGAAAUCUUAAAGACGCAACCUAAUCAAAAGAUAGUGUCUGAGGGUCACUAGGUUGCAUGAUAAAUGCCUCACAGCACAACUGCUUCAAGCACAGAAAGUCUUCUGGACCGAUGACUCGGAAUUUGAAAUUGUGCAGGGUGUUUGUACAUUGUUGAGUUUGUGAAAGGAUGGUUCCUCAGUGUGUGACACCAACUGUCAAACAUGGAGGAAGAAGGGUGAUGGUCUGGGGUUCUUUUGCUGGAGGCAGAGUUGGUAACUUGCACAGAGUGUCUUGCAUUCUGAUUUAAAAAGGGUUACCACAGCACUUUGCAGCACCACACAAUACCUUUUGGUCUGUGUCUAGUAAAAGUAUACCUCCAGGCCAUGUCACAAUUACAAGUUAAAAGAAAAAACAAGAAGGUACACUUCAAAACAUGGAUUAGCCAGAACAGUUUCCAGACUUAAACCCCAUUGAGUUAGUUUGGGAUGGACUUGACUGGACAGAAGGAUGAAAAGGAAGCAACCUACAAGUGUAACACAUUUGUGGGAAUUUCUGCAAUAGUAUUAGGAAGAUCUUUUCUGACCAAUAUUUAUUUGAUUUCCUUUAUCGAAAGACUGCCACGUGUGUGAUUGGCUGUUGUAUCAGCAAAAGGUGGCUACUCUGAUGAAUUAAAAAUUUGAAUAAAAAAUGUGCACACUUUAAGAUUCCUUAUUUUUUCUUUAUUUGCCAUUGUAUAUUUGUUCUAUGCCUUUAUUUCAUGAAACGUUGACAUUAGACUCUGUGCAUUUCAAUAAAACUGAAAAAAACUGAAGUGUUCUAAAACUUUUGACUGGUAGUGUAUUGUCAGGUCUGCAUUCACUUCCAAGUCAAAAACAAAUAAAAAUCAUGCAGCUGGCCCUCUCUGUAAAAAUACAAACCUGGAUAGGUAGCAAUAAUUACUGCCUUGUUAAACUACAAAUGCAAUAUAUUAGACUCCGAAUGAAUGCCAUGAAGCCUCAUGGUGUGAAAUGAUUCGCGUCUGUCUUCUGCAGUCCAACCUUGUCUUAGUUUUUACCUCUUUUCUUCUUUUUGCCAGUACAGGAUAUUUGGGGAAAUACUGUUUAAUCAACAGUAAAAUAAAACUGGAAACCACAAAUAAUUAUUUUGCUUAGAAUUUAUAUUUUAAAUAUUAAAAUAUUUUUCAUUAAAUGAAGAAACAUUGUUUGAAUCACUUCUGCAUUUUAAUGUUUGCUGUAGAUAUCUCUGUGUCCAAACUGCCGCCUUAAUAGGUAGUUUCCCUUAUGUAAGGGUAUAUGCUAUACAGAAUGAUACUUUUCUAGACUUAUAUAUAUAUAUAUAUUAUCACAGUACAGCUGAAACUAUUUUAUACCAAUGAAAAUUUCAUGUAAAUCUUAAGUUUCCUUAAAAUUGUGUUGUAUCUAGUCAGCAUUUGAGCUUCAAGUGAGUGUUCAGUAUAUUGAAUGAAUGCUGUUUCAAAAAAAAUAUUUUUUGUAAUUUAAAACGCUUGUAAAGAGUACAGUUUUAUGUGUUGGUGUAUUGUUUUCAAAUCUAAAAUAUUUUUUUCAAACUUUUGUAUAACAUGCUGUGGCUAUAUCGUCAUUAAUAUUAAAGUGAACACCCUAUCUUUUUGUUUAAAUGCUUGUUUUUUUUUUUUUUUCUCCCCAUGUUUUUUAGUAGCAUACUCCCUCUCUGACUUUUGAACAUUUGUAGCACUCUGCACAUUUUUGUGUAUACCUUGGGCAGAAAUUUUAAAUAAUAUAUGUAGAGCUAAUUCUGACAUUUAAUCUGCAGUUAAGACACCUUCCAAUGUACUUGUAUUUUGUGGGUGAUUGUUAAGAGUGUGGGAGCCUUUGAGUAUUCUUUAAAAUACAAUUGUAGUUUGGUGAUUUGAGAGAUAAACUACUGCUGUCAUUGUUA
This is a messenger RNA of Polypterus senegalus (gray bichir), 4705 nucleotides long. It is a transcript of the gene nampt1, whose product is annotated as nicotinamide phosphoribosyltransferase 1. The transcript is spliced from 11 exons. Lineage: Eukaryota; Metazoa; Chordata; Cladistia; Polypteriformes; Polypteridae. The record is from RefSeq and is a predicted model, not a curated record. Gene Ontology annotation, molecular function: nicotinamide phosphoribosyltransferase activity. The coding region runs from base 106 to 1581 and encodes 491 amino acids. Gene Ontology annotation, biological process: NAD+ biosynthetic process.